Arvicanthis niloticus (Nile rat) is the source of this 1113-nucleotide messenger RNA. Its product is annotated as olfactory receptor 13C3. The record is from RefSeq and is a predicted model, not a curated record. Gene Ontology annotation, cellular component: membrane. NCBI's taxonomy places the organism in Eukaryota, Metazoa, Chordata, Mammalia, Rodentia, Muridae. Gene Ontology annotation, molecular function: G protein-coupled receptor activity; olfactory receptor activity. Gene Ontology annotation, biological process: G protein-coupled receptor signaling pathway.
GAAAUGAGCCAUUUCUAAUACAUGAAAAAAUGAUUUUUUCAGGUACUUUGUACCAUUUGUUUUGGGGGCAGUGGAUAUGUGCUAUGGUAGAUUGUCCAAUGAUGGUUGACCGUGGCUGACAUGGAUAAAAAUAACCAAACGUUUGUCUCUGAAUUCCUUCUUUUGGGUCUUUCCGGAUACCCAAAGACUGAGGUCAUUUACUUUGUUAUUGUUCUGGUCAUGUAUCUAGUGAUUCUAACUGGCAAUGGUGUUCUGAUCAUAGCGAGCAUCUUUGAUUCCCAUCUUCACACGCCCAUGUAUUUCUUCCUGGGCAACCUGUCUUUCCUGGACAUCUGCUACACAACAUCUUCUGUUCCUUCAACACUGGUAAGCCUAAUUUCAAAGAAAAGAAACAUUUCUUUCUCCGGUUGUGCAGUGCAGAUGUUCUUUGGAUUUGCAAUGGGAUCAACAGAAUGCUUGCUUCUUGGCAUGAUGGCUUUUGAUCGCUACGUGGCCAUCUGCAACCCUCUGAGAUACUCCAUCAUCAUGAGCAGAGAAGUGUACAUAUCCAUGGCAUCUGCAUCAUGGUUCUCUGGUGGCAUCAAUUCAGUUGUGCAGACAUCCCUUGCCAUGCGGUUGCCUUUCUGUGGGAAUAAUGUUAUUAAUCAUUUUACAUGUGAGGUCUUAGCUGUCCUCAAGCUGGCAUGUGCUGAUAUAUCUCUCAAUAUCAUUACCAUGGUGAUAUCAAAUAUGGCCUUCCUGGUUCUUCCAAUACUAGUCAUCUUUUUCUCUUACCUGUUCAUCCUCCACACGAUCUUGAGAAUGAACUCAGCCACAGGGAGACGCAAGGCAUUUUCUACCUGCUCUGCCCACCUGACUGUGGUGGUCAUAUUUUAUGGAACCAUCUUCUCUAUGUAUGCAAAACCCAAGUCUCAAGAUCUGACUGGGGAAGAGAAGUUCCAAACUUCAGAUAAGAUCAUUUCUUUAUUUUAUGGAGUAGUUACCCCCAUGCUGAAUCCGAUCAUCUACAGCUUGAGGAAUAAGGAUGUUAAAGCUGCCAUAAAAUACAUACUGAAACGAAAGUGCAUUCCAUAAAGACGUCCGCAAACACAGGUUUUUGUGUUGCAGGCAUGA